AUGCUGAGACAGGGAAUUACUGGAUUGACUAGAGUCUCCAGAUUAUUGAGAGUUGGUGCUAACAGUAGGCCUGCAUUGUCCGGUGGCAUUAGAUUAUAUUCCAAAGCUGCGUCCAAUGCUGCGCUGAAGUUUGCAGACGAUGCUGCGCUAGAGACACAUACUGAUACUGAGGCAGCCGCAAGAGAACAGACUGUAACUAGAGCUGCGGCUACCUCUUCUCCAUCCGAGGUUAUUGGUUCCAGUACUUCAGCACUUCAGAAUGCAUAUGCUGAAAAUACCGGGUUUGGUACAAGACCUAUCUAUCUGGAUAUGCAGGCUACUACACCAACUGAUCCCAGAGUUCUAGAUACUAUGUUGAAAUUUUACACGGGUCUCUAUGGUAACCCACAUUCUAAUACCCAUGCAUACGGUUGGGAAACUAAUAAAGAAGUGGAAAAUGCAAGAAAGAAUGUGGCCAAUGUGAUUAACGCAGAUCCAAAAGAAAUCAUUUUUACUUCAGGUGCUACCGAAUCUAAUAACAUGGUUUUAAAAGGUGUACCAAGAUUUUACAAGAGAAGUAAGAAACAUAUCAUUACUACGAGAACGGAGCAUAAGUGUGUUUUGGAGGCAGCAAGAGCCAUGGUUAAUGAAGGGUUUGAUGUGACAUUUUUGAAUGUGGACAAUGAAGGGUUAGUAAAUUUGAAAGAGCUAGAAGAAGCUAUCCGUCCAGACACUUGUCUUGUGUCUGUGAUGGCUGUUAACAACGAGAUCGGUGUCAUGCAGCCUUUGAAAGAAAUUGGUAGCAUCUGUAAAAAGCACAAGGUUUACUUCCAUACCGAUGCCGCUCAGGCAUAUGGUAAAGUUCCCAUAGAUGUUAAUGAAAUGAAUAUCGAUUUACUAUCCGUCUCUUCGCACAAGAUUUAUGGUCCAAAGGGUGCAGGUGCAGUCUUCGUGAGAAGAAGACCAAGAGUUAGAUUAGACCCUAUCUUUUCUGGUGGUGGACAAGAAAGAGGUCUUAGGUCAGGAACUUUGCCUCCACCUUUGGUCGCAGGUUUUGGUGAAGCCGCCAGAUUAGUGGUUCAAGAAAAUGACGCUGAUAUCGCUCAUAUCAAGAGACUUUCAGAGAAAUUGACUAAGGGUCUUUUGUCAAUUCCUGACACUUCUUUGAAUGGUUCUGCAGAACACCGUUACCCAGGUUGUGUGAACGUGUCCUUCGCAUAUGUGGAAGGUGAGUCAUUGCUAAUGGCUAUGAGAGAUAUCGCAUUAUCAUCUGGUUCCGCUUGUACUUCUGCUUCGUUAGAACCAUCAUACGUUCUACAUGCUAUCGGUAAAGACGAUGCAUUGGCUCAUUCUUCCAUUAGAUUUGGUAUCGGUAGAUUUACCACUGAAGAAGAAGUCGAGUACGUGGUAGACGCCAUCAGUAAGCGUGUUAAGUUUUUGAGGGAACUAUCACCUCUAUGGGAGAUGGUUCAAGAAGGUAUCGAUUUGAACUCUAUCGAGUGGUCAGGCCACUGA
Molecule: messenger RNA, 1494 nt
Organism: Zygosaccharomyces rouxii
Lineage: Eukaryota; Fungi; Ascomycota; Saccharomycetes; Saccharomycetales; Saccharomycetaceae
Gene: NFS1
Product: cysteine desulfurase
Exons: 1
Coding region: 1-1494 (497 amino acids)
Biological process (GO): [2Fe-2S] cluster assembly
Cellular component (GO): cytosol; nucleus; mitochondrion
Molecular function (GO): cysteine desulfurase activity; pyridoxal phosphate binding
Source: RefSeq, a predicted model, not a curated record